AUGGGCAAAUCUGCGCGCGCGAAUUGUCGCCGCUCUGUCCGCGCCGAGCGGCGAGACAUCGUCUUCAACUCCGAGAAAGAAAUCAAGCAAUUCGCCGCCAAACAGUCCGCGCUGGAAAAAGCGCUCAACUGCGGGAAAGCGCCGAUAACGAAUUCUUUAAGACGCAAAGAGCAACAGCGAGAACAACAACACGGCGACGACAAAAUGAUGAUUGAAGACGAGAACAACAACGAGAACAGUAAUGGUGGUGAACAAGGUUUAAAGCUGCAAGAAUUCGACGAAGACGUGUACGAUAAGAUGAAGCUGCACGAAAAAAUGUACGACGAAGCGAACGCGUGGGGUGUCUCGCUCGGGAUCAACAAGAAAGUGCUGCGCGUGAAAGGUGGCGGCGUCCGCCGAGGGAAAGAAAAAGGAGUGAUAUCGGCGAAGCAGAUGGCGUACGCGCAAUUUUUCGCCGAUCCGAAACUGAAGAAGAAGCAGAAGCGGGCGAUGAAGAACGUGGAGAGAGGCGUGCGGCGGGGAACGAGUAGCAGAACAAGUCGGGAAAUGAUGAUGACGGAGUAG
Messenger RNA from Bathycoccus prasinos, 564 nucleotides. RefSeq lists its product with no specific name. The record is from RefSeq and is a predicted model, not a curated record. The transcript has a single exon. Lineage: Eukaryota; Viridiplantae; Chlorophyta; Mamiellophyceae; Mamiellales; Bathycoccaceae. Bases 1 to 564 code for a protein of 187 amino acids.